AUGGCGCAGCCCAUCCGUCUCAAAACCGCCUCGUCCCACCCUUCCGCAGCCGCGACCGCUUCCCACAGCGCACGCGAAUCCUCCUCGAGCGCCAUCACAAAGAAUGUCGUCGUCCUGGGAGGCAGCUACGGAGGCAUGCACGCCGCCACCGUCCUCGCACAGCGCCUGCCCCCCUCUCACAGGCUCAUCCUCAUCGAGAGAAACAGCCAUUUCAACCACCUCUACGUCUUCCCCCGCUUCUCGGUCCUGCCCGGCCACGAGCACAAGGCCUUCAUCCCAUACACAUCGAUCUUCAAGAACGCACCAGCCAGGCCAAGCGCUCGCUCUCGCGCCGGCAAGAAGGCGGCUGCGGGCGCCGCCACCCCUACAGCCAACCGGCAGGCAAGGACCAUCAACGGCUCGGUGCCUACCACUUCCGGCUCGGCUAGCAACGCCCUCGAGAUGGGAGGGGCAGGAGCGGGUCCCUCGGCUUCCAACUCCCGGGCCAGCGUCUUGAAGAAGUUCGCGGAGACCCCGGUGGUCCAGGACGCCCUCGACGGCGCCGACGACGAGUCGCUCGCCCUCCCCCGAGGCCGUAGAGACGAGGGUCGACCGGCGUCUGGCCGCGCCCACACUCUCAGCCGGGACAGCCGGUACUCGAGCAACGCCACGCUCAGCAGCUCCUCGGACUCGGACCUGAGCGGCGAGUCGCAGUCGGCCACCGCAUCCACCAUGGCCAGCUCUUUUACCAGCAAUGGCGCCGCUCUCGAGUCGGGCAUGGCCGGCCUCAAGGAUCCGGGCAACAAGGCCAUCGAGGCCGAGAUUGCCAACUCGGCCCCUCUGGCAAGGCGGGAAGAGGAACUGGGUCGGCCAGAGAUGGAGAUCACCGAGCUCAGCGAGGCCAUUGACAAGGGGCUCGACGUCGGACAAGACACGGCCGAGACGGCGGCGGGUCCGGACGCUCCUCUGGAAGAUCUGGAGCAGCAGAACGAGGAAGUGGCCGAGGGGUUCGAGGAGUCGGCGCCCCAUGUCGUGCUGCAGGCGACCGUCACCGACAUCUCGCCCACCCACAUCACCGUCACGCCGACCGACGCCUCGGAUGAGCAGCUGGGCCAGCUCGGCGGCAAGCGCAAGAAGAGCCUCUGGUCCAUCGACAGCGUGACGAUCCCGUACACGCACCUUGUGUACGCCCUCGGCUCGCACCUCCCCGAUCCGCUGCGCACCGACGCGCGCUUCAAGCGGGACGGAAUCAACUGGAUGCGAGAGAUCCAGCAGCGGGUCAAGGCAUCCAACGAGAUCGUCCUUGUAGGCGGUGGAGCGCUGGGCGUCGAGUUCGCCACCGACAUCGCGAGCAUCUACCCGCACAAGUCGGUCACGCUGAUCCACAGCCGCAAGCAGCUGCUGCCCAACUUUGACGAGCGCGUUCACGAGCUCGCCUACGGGCGACUCAAGGCGCUAGGCGUCAACGUCAUCCUCGGCGAGCGCCUCGCGCUGACCGAAGGGUGUCCGCGCGGCUCGACCGUCAAGGAGACGGCGCAGAGCCAGAGCAAGCCAGAGGUCUGUGUGGCCGGCGACGACAAGGGCGAGGGCGUCCAGGCGCAUGCCGAGGGGAUGUGCGUCGGGUCCGGUCGCAAGCUGGUCAAGACGACGGGCGGCCGCUCGUUUGAGUGCGACCUGCUGCUGCUCUGCACGGGGCAGCAGCCCAACUCGUCGCUCAUGGCCAACCUCUCCCCGAGCUCGGUGGAUCCCUCGUCGCGCCUCAUCCGCGUCCACCGCACGCUGCAGGUGGCCGUCCCCGACCCGCGGGAUGCGGCGCAGCAGCCGUUUGAUGCGCGACCACCGUGCGGCGACUGCGACUGCUUCCUCGACAAGAAGGCGGCGGGCGCCGAGAUUUCCCGGCAGGAGCAGGGCCACUUGCUGAUGCACGGCACCGAUCCGGAGCACGAGCCGGGCAAGAUCAGCAACGUCUACGCCAUCGGCGACUGCGCGGAUGCGUUUGGCGCGCUCAACGCCGGCUACCAGGCGUGGGGCAUGGCCGACAUUGCCGCCGAGAACAUUCUGCGAGAUAUCGAGGCCAAGAAUGCCGCGCUCGCGUCCGCUCUCUCUGCCUCUUCGUCGUCGUCGUCGUCGUCUUCAGAGACGAGCCGGCCUUCUUCGCCCACGUCACCGGACUUGGUCGAGUUCAACCCUCCGCCCAACAUGCUCAAGCUCUCGCUCGGGUUGGGCAAGAUGGUGGCGCAGGGCGGUGUCGUGACUCAGGAGAUGGUGGACUCGUGCGAUGCCGAGAGCCGACGUGUCGAGGCCAACGAGGACGGCGUCGUGGUCGACGGCAAGGUUGUGGGCCGACCCGACAUUUCCGUCAAGUUUGAUCCGGACGACCUCGGCGUCGAGGGUGUGUGGUCGUUCAUGGCCAACGUCGAUCCCUCGGACAUGCAUGUAUGA
This is a messenger RNA of Pseudozyma flocculosa PF-1, 2421 nucleotides long. RefSeq lists its product as uncharacterized. The record is from RefSeq and is a predicted model, not a curated record. Lineage: Eukaryota; Fungi; Basidiomycota; Ustilaginomycetes; Ustilaginales; Ustilaginaceae. Gene Ontology annotation, cellular component: cytoplasm. The transcript has 2 exons. Bases 1 to 2421 code for a protein of 806 amino acids. Gene Ontology annotation, molecular function: flavin adenine dinucleotide binding; electron-transferring-flavoprotein dehydrogenase activity.